Messenger RNA from Notechis scutatus (mainland tiger snake), 774 nucleotides. Lineage: Eukaryota; Metazoa; Chordata; Lepidosauria; Squamata; Elapidae. The record is from RefSeq and is a predicted model, not a curated record.
AUGGAUGGUCAGCUGCGCAGCCUCAAUGCCAGCCUGAUCGGGCAGGAGCCCGGGCUGCGUGGCAGCGCCUGGACAGCCGCGUUCCUCUGCUUCGUCAUCCUCCUGACCAUGGUGGGCAACGUCGCCCUCAUCCUCCUCAUCUUCAGCCAGCGCUUCCUGCGCAACACGUCCAACUUCUUCCUGGUCUCCCUCUUCCUCUCCGACCUGAUGGUGGGCCUGGUGGUCAUGCCGCCGGCCAUGCUGAACCAGCUCUACGGGCGCUGGGUGCUGGACGGCGCCUUCUGCUCCGUCUGGUUCUCCUUCGACGUCAUGUGCACCAGCGCCUCCAUCCUCAACCUGUGCGUCAUCAGCCUGGACCGCUACCUGCUCAUCAUCUCCCCACUCAAGUACAAGCUGAGGAUGACCUCCGGCCGGGCCUUCUGGCUCAUUCUGGCCACCUGGACAAUGGCUGCCUUGGUGUCAUUCCUGCCCAUCAAGAUGGGCUGGCACAAAUUGGAGUUCGACCGCCGUCCGCUCAACGCCACCCUGCAGCCGGAAGGGGAGCAGUGCCGCCUGCUGGUCAGCUUGCCUUACGCCCUCAUUGCCUCCGGCCUGACCUUCUUCCUCCCCUCGGUGGCCAUCUUGUUCACCUACUGUCGGAUUCUGCUGGCUGCGCGGAAACAGGCCCUCCAAGUGGCGUCUCUCACCAACAACAAGCCCCUCAGCGAACAAACUCCGCAGCAGAGCAAGCUGCUCAAGGGGCACAUUGUAACCAAGACACCCAAGUCCGACUAA